AAAUGCCUGCACUCAUGGCCUUGAGGAAACGUGCUCAGGGAGAGAAGCCACUGGCUGGAGCCAAGAUCGUGGGUUGCACCCACAUCACGGCUCAAACCGCUGUUCUCAUGGAGACCCUCGGUGCCCUGGGGGCUCAGUGCCGGUGGGCCGCUUGCAACAUCUACUCCACCCUCAACGAAGUGGCAGCUGCCCUGGCUGAGAACGGGUUCCCCGUCUUUGCCUGGAAAGGAGAAUCGGAGGACGAUUUCUGGUGGUGCAUAGACCGAUGUGUCAACGUCGAAGGCUGGCAGCCCAACAUGGUGAGCGCCGGGGGAAGGAGGGGGGGGCGGAGUCUGCCAGGGCAGCCAGCAGCACACGGGAGGGGCGAGGGCAAUUCG
Messenger RNA from Pseudonaja textilis, 377 nucleotides. NCBI's taxonomy places the organism in Eukaryota, Metazoa, Chordata, Lepidosauria, Squamata, Elapidae. The record is from RefSeq and is a predicted model, not a curated record.